AUGUCCUUCAAAGUGCAAGAGGGCUUUUACGACUCUUUGCACCCGUUGGCACGCUAUACCUCUGAGUUCGCGGGGGGCCACCUCUUUACAGUGGUUGACGGUCAUGCGGGUCAUACGUGUGCGCACGCCGUGAACAUGCUGCACGCAGACUACAUCACCGCAAACUUACUACCACACCAUCUCCUUGCUCCCCUCCACGCUGCUCUCACACGCCAGAGUCUGCCUCACGCGCCGCCACAGGUAGGCCGUCCUUUCUGUAUUCUCUCCAAAUCCAUGCCUUCGGUGGUUGAUCUACCCUUCAUAUAUCCACGCCUCACCUAA
Hydatigera taeniaeformis is the source of this 321-nucleotide messenger RNA. The record is from the annotation of a GenBank genome assembly. Lineage: Eukaryota; Metazoa; Platyhelminthes; Cestoda; Cyclophyllidea; Taeniidae.